Messenger RNA from Octopus bimaculoides (California two-spot octopus), 5754 nucleotides. RefSeq lists its product as uncharacterized. NCBI's taxonomy places the organism in Eukaryota, Metazoa, Mollusca, Cephalopoda, Octopoda, Octopodidae. Gene Ontology annotation, molecular function: DNA-binding transcription factor activity, RNA polymerase II-specific. The record is from RefSeq and is a predicted model, not a curated record. Gene Ontology annotation, cellular component: nucleus. Gene Ontology annotation, biological process: regulation of transcription by RNA polymerase II.
GACGUCUGCAAAUAUUUCACGCAGUCCUAAUAACAGCUGCCUUUUUAUUACCUGUUUACUGGACUACAUGGUACUUUAUACCUAUUUACAUCUAUCAUAAAACUUAAGAUCCAUAUUUUCUGUUUAUGCAUUUAAAUAUAUUACAAAUGUUACACCAAGCUUAUGGUAUGUUUUCCUUUAUAAUUGAUUUGUCAAUAUCAACACUUCUCUCUAAAUCUGAAUGUUAACUAGAGAUGCUUAUUAUGACGGGCACCUUCUGUUUGGACAGACCUAUGAUUACCAUGCGUCCAAACCUUUAUUCCUUUAUUAAUCGGGUGGUGAGGACCUGAUUUUGUCUUGUAUUUCCUAUUUGCGAACAUCCUUAUUCAACUAAAGACAAACACUUUGAACAGAAAUAAUAUACUACAAUUCAUUUUUGCUUUCAUUGAUUUUCAUUUUUAGCGACAUCAGAGACAAAACACAAAAAACAAAACUGAAGAGUUAGUUCAUAAAAAAUUUAUUACGUCACCUUAUAUGUGCUUCUGAGUGGUGUACGGUCAGAUACUGCAAUUCGAGACGAGUAAGAUUUCUAAUUUUUCACUUCCUCAGUUAUUCGUACAUUUAAUCAACAUAACCAUCCCUUAAACUCUCUCUCUCUCUCUCUCUCUCUCUCUCUCUCUCUCUCUCUCUCUCUCUCUCUCUGUAUAUGUAGAUCGAUAGCCACUACACAUUCGUUUUUUUCUCUCCUUGUUUCUAUCUGUGUUCCUUUCUGUGGAAGAGCGUAGACUCGAAACUUUAAAGACGUUUUCACUACACGAGCGUUAUACUAAUACAUCUGUUUGUUGUCUACACCACCUCUCUUCAUCUUUUUUUUUUUUGUGAAUUCUCCCCCAUAUAUAUAUACGUUUCUCACGUAUGCAGCUUUGACUCUGGUGGGCAAGGCUGAUUGGUAGAUGAUGAAAAGUUUUCUAUUAGCGACUUUUCUAUAGAAUUUGGUAAAUAUGGAGCCUUGCUCUGUGAUCUUGAGUUGGAAGUCCAGUAGAGAGAGAGUUCCGAAUUCGUCUGGAUGUUCAGUUUCGAAUCUGAUGUUUAUGUCGGUGUUAUUGACCAAAGCCGCAUACGUAAGAAACAAGAUUGCACGUAUAAGCAACAAUUGCAGCAACGUGACCGACAAAACCGUCUACACCAAACACUUCCUCAGAGAUCUAACACUGAAUGGCUACCCACCAUCUUUAGCUAAACAACGGCGCUUGAAGGACAUCAAGGUCAAUAAACCCCGGAAGAACCAGCAUACUCACAACUCUGGCACGUACCUCCUAAAGCUACCAUCCUUUGACGACAGAACUACUGCAGCGAUACAACACGCAGUCCACAGGGAAGGACUCGACAUAGAGAUAAUGCACACCGACCCUUCCCUGAGAAAAGCUCUGUCCAGGAACAACACUCUCACUACUCUGAGUAUUGCACAUUGUCGAACUGCUCUAUCAAUGACCCGGAAUUGUGCCAGAGGACCUAUGUCGUAUAUUAGAUCAUCUGUGGCAACCUACAUCCGAAGCACGACAAGAAACCUGCACGUACGCACUAAGGAACACACACAGGCAGACACUUCCGUGAAGAAACAUCUGCGAAUAUGCCAGACCCGGGAGUUCACAGUGCACAUCAAGGCAACACAGCGGAACAGGGGCAACCUUAGAAUAUCUGAGGUCACCCUCAUACACCAAAAGAAACCCAAAAUCAAUAAUAGGCAGGAAUUACAGGAAGCUAGCUGGUUGCUACAGCAACACCCUUCUGCGCAUGUCCACUCCACACACGCUCACACACACGCACAUCGGCAACAACCAUCAAUUUCUUGAAAAUGGGGUAAUAACCCCGAAAUAUUGAAUACAAGGUGUAGCUGAUUCGCCAACGUUUCUUUUCUGUAUCUUGCACUGAAAAGAAAUAUAUUACUGUGAAGACGUUUGUAGAUACAACUGUCAGAAAAUAUUGAUACAAAUAAAAGGAAUAUCUUAAUUUGUCAACGAUGCAGUAACUCUUCAUUUUGUCCUCACAAAUUACAUUCCAUUUAAAUAGUUGCUAACUGAUGGAGCCUAAAGUUGUUUAUCGAAGCCCAGUUGAACCUUCUGAAUUUACAAACCCACAGGCGGCAAAUGUUAACGAAAAUAGCUACAUUUUCAGGAGAGACUUGUCAUUCAAUCAGCAAAAUAAAGAAACGCAUAUACAUUCACCAUAUCAAUCAGAAAUGUUUACAUCUCCAAGCCACUAUGAUAUUAUGGGUCCUUUAUAUUUUAAUACAAAUAUGAUUCCAUACUCCCCUAUUUUAAAUUCGACUCAUAUACGGCGUUUACCGGACAGUAAUAUAAUUGAAUACUCUUCUAUGUGUAAUCCUUAUUAUAACGCGUGUCCUUCUUUUGUUCCUUUAAGUGAUAAUGAAAUAUAUAAUAAUGCUACAAAAAGUACGAUAUACCAGAGCAAUAAAUGCCACCUGACAUCGCUUUCCCCCGUUCAUAAUAAUGGCAUUAUAAAACGACCACGCAUGAUUCAAUCAAACAAAGUUUCAGAAACACGCCCCAAACAUUUCUGGAGGCCAUUUUUGAAUGAAGAAUCACCGGAUUCCGUGCCCAGAAGAAGCGAUAGCAAUAACACCGAUGAUAAACAACGAAAUAACAAGAAACUAUAUUCAAAUGAUAGUAAGUCUAAAGCCUGUAACGAAAUACCGGUGAACAACAAUAACAACAACAAUAGAAAUAAUAAUUACAACGAUAGAGAAAAUUUAAGUCACAGGACUAUCCAUAAUUCAUCUCCAACGUAUUUAAGGCAAACGAAUGAGACAAAGAGUAAACCUAGUGAAAGUAGUAAUAAAAAGAAAGAGGAGAGAAUGUUAACAAUGGCGAAAACAAUUGAUUUACUUCGGGAAGCAAGAACGGAGUGUGAUACAGAAGAACCAGUAAAUUUAAUCGUUCCCAAUAUUCGAAAUAGCGAAGAUGAACUGUUGAAAGAGAACAAUUAUGUGGAAGAUUAUUGUAAUAAUUGUAAAAUAUGUAAUUGUCAUGAGAUACCCUACUCAAAUACUAGGCCGGCUAAUUUGUUAUUGACUACACGACAGAAUGAAGGCAAUGAAUCUUUAUCUUACGCUUCUGAUGGAAACGUAACACAGAAAUCUCCGAGUAUUUCCGAUUUACCUGCAAGUAUCAAUCGCUGGCAACAAGGAUUGAAGGAAGCAAAUAUGUCCCCAUCUAAUGGAAGUGAUAAUAUGCAUAAAAGUUUUGCAAACGAGACUCCAGAUAGUAGUUUGCAAUCAGCACUGGGCAAGAAUACGUUUGACGGCAAGCAUUACUCACCGUCAAACUAUUCUUGGAGCAAUAAAGGCAGAACUUCUAAUGAAUAUUCUUCGUCCAGAGCUGUCGAUUUUGGUGCAUGCACAGGUCAUGAAAAUGCCUUUAGAGUCUCCUUAAUGUACAAUGAACUACACCGCACUCAUUCAGAAGCAUCAAAUAUGAAAGAAAAUGAAAGAUAUAUUCGAAAACAUCAUUCACCAAAUUCCAGUUUUAAUUUCAACCAUUCAAGAAAUUUUAAUUUAGAAGCAAAAUCCAGUAAAUGUAAUAACUAUGAAAGCUUAAAAAACAGUGAACCAUCACUGUCACAAAAUGCAUAUAAGACCGUAGACUCCCAUUACGGUUCGUGUGAUUUCAUGAAAUAUAAAAUGAAUUAUUGGCAAAAUGGAAUGGAGGCACAUCCGAAUAAGCAUAUUAUCAAUUGCAACGAAAAUUGCCAUAAAGAAAUAUUAGAUAAAGUUCCAGAAUCAGCUAUAACUCUUUCGCAGAAGAGUUUGAAUCGAGAUAUUCAUCGAGGUUUUCAUACAGUUAAUGUAGACAGGGGUACAAAAGAACGCCAUACAGUACAUUCGGCAGACAACUAUUGCAGCGUAAACGAAAAUACUUCACUAAACGCCAUUGUAAAUAAUGCUGUGCACAACCCAAAACCUACACAGCCAAACCACCAUCUGCAAGCAAAUCAGAAAUAUACAGAGACUGGAGAACUAAGAAAUAUAGCAUCAGAAAUGCAUUCAAAAGAGGUAUAUUUUAAGUCGACUCAUUCUUCAAUGAAUGCAAACAAUGAAUGUUCAGAAAAAAAUAUCUCUGAACCUGAAAAUAUUAGCAUAACAGAGCAAAACAAAUAUAUGUUAAAUCUGAAAAACAAAGAAUAUAUACAUAACAAAACUACUUCCAGUAAUACUGAAAGUAUUCCAGUGUCUGUUAUGCAUAGUGCACAAGAAGAAAAAACUAACAACAUGACUCCGGAUGGUGGUCCAAAACAAUUCAAUUCCAUUGAAAUGAUCCAGAAUACUGUUCCACAAACAACAACGAUCUGGAAGGCUCCACUUCUAAUGCUUCCUAAUAAGGGAUGUGCACCAGAGGUUAACAAAGGAAUAAACGUUGCGGAUGAUUUCACAACAAAUGAAGGUACAACAAACAUUAUAAACAGAGAACAAGCCACAAAAGCAGUCACUAUGGCAUUGGACUCGUGUGGAUAUAGUAAAGAUGUAGAAGAGGAGGAAACAUAUCAAACAACACUCCAUGAUACACAAACUAACGCAACAGAAACUACUUCUUUGAGUAACACUAGCAAACUAACAGCUGAAGGAAUGAUGUCGGACUCACAAACAAACUUUCCAAAUAUGACAAAUUCUGAAAAUUCAUCUUUACAAUGUGUUUAUUGUAAUAAAAUAUUCCCAACAACGAAAUUAUUGAAGGAACAUUUGAAGUCUCACCCAGCCAAUUCUCCUUAUUUAUGCCUGCAUUGUGACUUAAAAUUUUCGUCCAAACCAAGGUAUUUGCGACAUUCUCUAUUACACUCUAAAGAAAAACCUUAUACCUGUGAAGAAUGCCAUAAAUGUUUUACAACAGUCACUGCCUUCCAUAGACAUCUUCAUGCAAAAAAGCAUUCUGGCAAUAAUUUAUCAAUUUGUAAGCAGUGUGGUCUGUCUUUCAUUGAUAAUGUAUAUAUGAGCUUGCAUUUCAAAACUCAUACAGGUGAGCAUCCAUUCCAAUGCGAUAUAUGUGGCAAUAUAUUUGCCUGCAAGAACAACUUGAAAAAUCAUAUCAUGACUCAUACAGGCGAGAAACCGUUCCAAUGUGUUCAUUGUGCUAAAAGAUUUGUUACCAAUUUUUCUUUAAAAGUUCACAUCAGAACACACACAAAAGAUUAUCCAUAUAGCUGUAAGAUCUGUAAGAAAAAGUUCCUGUGUAGUUCCAACAUGACUAGUCAUGUGAGAACUCAUACAGGAGAAAAGAGACAUCAGUGCUAUAAAUGUGGCAAGUUUUUUUCCAGUCUGUCAGGUAUUCAAGGACAUCAACGGACUCACACUGGAGAAUGUCCUUAUAGUUGUAAUAUCUGCAAUAAGUCCUUUGCUAGUAAGUUUUCUUUGCGAAUUCAUAAACGAACUCAUACUGGCGAAAACCCACAUCGAUGCACUUACUGUAAUAAGACAUUUUCAAAUAGUUCAAAUAUGCGCCGGCAUCUUCGAAUUCACACAGGCGAACGACCAUAUAGUUGUACAUACUGUUCAAAAGCCUUUUGUAGCAGUACAUAUCUGAAGUCUCAUAUUCGAACGCAUACAGGUGAGAAACCAUAUAAAUGUAAAUAUUGUGGUAAAGAGUUCUCCAAUACGCUGUGUUUCAAACAGCACGUUAAUAAUCACGAAAAGAAUUCCUCAAAUCCUUUAUCAACAGGAAAAAAAUAAUUUUGCUAAUUUGAACUUUAAAUUCUAUUUCAAUA